Messenger RNA from Fonsecaea monophora, 4713 nucleotides. RefSeq lists its product as hypothetical. Bases 1 to 4713 code for a protein of 1570 amino acids. NCBI's taxonomy places the organism in Eukaryota, Fungi, Ascomycota, Eurotiomycetes, Chaetothyriales, Herpotrichiellaceae. The transcript has a single exon. Gene Ontology annotation, cellular component: microtubule organizing center. The record is from RefSeq and is a predicted model, not a curated record.
AUGUCAUCCUCGAUUCUAAGCAGCCGGCCUCGAACCGAGCGCCGGUCGUCGAGGGUGCCGGGCGGGUUCGAGCCAGAAGAGGAGGACGACGUGGCAUCCUCAGGGAGCGACCAUGAUGAUUCGCCCGUCCGAGAGCACGAUUCCUCUUCCUUUCUGGCCGGUCCCAGAGACCCCAGUAGUCUCCUGCAGCCCAUCGACGAAAGCACAAAUCUCGAAUUGCCUGCGAACCUGACACUGAACGAGAGCGAGAUGAAUAAAAUGUUAUUGGAUGUUGAGUCGAGCUUCAUACCCGAACAGUCCGGCCUGGUGGAAAAGGACUCGUCAACCACUGGCGCAGACGACACGCACUUGUUCGGCGUUGUCAACGACAAUGUCGCGGUGCGCAGGAAACCGCACCCUAUUCAGAUUUCCUACCCGUCCGAGGACACAGAAAACCAUGCAGCUGGAAGACUCUCCCAAUCACCUCGUACACCGCCCGGCGCUUACAAGACACCUGCACCGGAACGACGCGAGCUCCGACACACUAUCGAAAGCGACGGUUCAACUCGCCAGAUACCAAGCACAUCCGUGCUGGAAAGCAUGUCCUCCUCCCCAACUGCCGCUGCCGCUGCCCGAACCCUUUCCCGAGUUCAGUCACUGGCCACCAUGGGCGGAUACGAGACGGCCAAUGAGUCAGAGGACCAAAUGAUGCCCGAGAGGCGGUCUCGGAGUGCACAAGACGAUGCUGAAGCUACCCCACGAAAGAAUGAAAAUCGAUAUCUGGGCUUGCCAAACAGCGCUGACGGACAACAAGAAGGUUCAGAGAGCGCAUCCAAACAAGGGACAAGGCGACCAGGAUACCUACACAAGAGAUCUUCUCAAGCACGCCUGUCCUACGAUUCCAUGGCCAGUUCCAAUACUGACGCUAGCGAUGCCACGGUAGGGGCGGACUUUGCGCUGCAAUCAGGAGGGGCACUGCCCGAUUCGAGCGCGCAGCGGAAAGCUAGGGCUGUGAUUUCCAGACAAGCAAGCCUUGGAAGCAUGAUGUCUGGGAUAUCAGGUAUCAGCGACGAUGAACCUCGAAGACAGGCUGGUGCUACUGACUUGACAACAUUGGCGGAAGAGAGCCCCAACUCUAACAAGGCUGCCGGAUACUCUACGCCGCGCGCCUCGGUCUUCAACUUCAACAUGCCUACCGACGCAGUCAUUUCUAACAACGCCAGAGAUCUGGAAGUCCCAGGUACUUUCGCUCGUCAGUAUCGGCAAGAGCGAAGCAUGUCCCCGGAAAAGAGCAACACGAUCAUAGGCAUGACACCAGGCCCCAAGCGAGGCCUGACCCUAAAAGAGCACAGAAGCACUGUGGAAAAGCUGGGCAAAGAGAACUUCGACUUGAAAAUGAAGAUCCAUUUUUUGGACCAAGCACUGCAGAAGAGAUCCGAGGAUGGUAUCAAAGAGAUGAUCACAGAAAAUGUACAACUAAAGUCCGACCGAUUGAGGUUGGAAAAGGAUAAUCAUAAUUUACGGAAGCAGGUUCGAGACCUACAAAAGAAGCUCGAAGAGACGGGUACCCGCGACUCGCCGACUGCUGAUCAAGGAUAUGCCACCGACGAGGAAAGGAGUCCCACCGCUGAGGAAGAAGUCAUCUAUCUCCGAGAAAGGGUCGAAAUUAGUGAGAUAGAGAUAGACAAACUCCGCCAAGAGAAUCUGGCAAAGGAGACUGAGAAGCGAAAGCUUGCCGAAAUGGUCAAGAGCUUGGGCGAUACUCGCGCCGCAGCUUCCGAUGUCGGUUCAAGGGAAGAGCGUGAUAUGUGGAAAGAUAUGCUCGAGGCAGAGACCAUUGCGCGUGAGCAGUCGGAAGAGGAGAACAAAAGGCUUCGGGAAGAGGUUGCGAAGCUAAGAAGUGAGACGUUCGUGUCUGCAAAGUCCAACUCGCGCAAGAUCAAGAUCGGAGGCUCGGUUGUUUCGAGGUCUAGUAGUGUCGAAGCAGCAAAUGCCAAAGACGCAGAGAUUGAGAGACUCAGACAUGAGGUUUCGGAACUGCAGAAGAUGAUUGGCGCGCAAGCUUCCACCCUGACAUCUCGGAACAAGGAAAAAGAGCGGCUGUACCAGGAAAUCGAAGAUUUGAAACUCGGCCGGAUGGGCGGUCUUCGGUCUGUGGCUGGUGACAGUAUUCUCGACCGGUCGGCGUCCAGAGCAAGGUCCCAUUCCCGGGCAAGCAAUGGAACGAGGUUGUCUCGGAUGAGCGACCAAGAGCGCGAGGUUCUCGAGACCAGGAUCAAUGAGCUUCGCGAUGAAGUGUCCCAGUUGAAACUCGAAAACCAGAACCUUCAGAAUCAAUUUGACGAAGCACUUGCAGAGCUUGAUGCUGUGGAUGCCCAGGCGCAAGCAGACGCGGAUCAAUUCAAUGAAGAGCUCCAUUUGUUGACUCAAGAGCGCGACAAUGCCCUGCGCGACGCCGAGGAACAAGAUCAAGCCUUUCAACAGCUGAAGAGUGAGGCCCAGGAGGAAAUCGACGGCCUGGGAGACGAGCUUGAUGCCAAGGCAGAGGAAUGUGCCAAACUCGAAGGCGAACUGAAAGCCCAGGUGGAGAAUGUCAAGGCGUUGCAGGCCGAGAUGCGAUCUGCUGCGGAAGGCCUCGUCCGCCUCGAGGAAGAUGCACAGCAAAAUCUGGCACGGUACCAGUCAGUCAAAGCAGAGCUUGAUGACGCCAAUCGUGAGCUUGAGAAUCUGGAAAAGACUCUCGGCGAGGCUGAAAGUAAAGUGCAAAGAUUGACGGUGCAACAGGAGAGCAGUCAUAAUGAGAUUGCAUUCCUACGCGAGGAGCAAGACGCCGACAAGAUCAAGAUUGGCGAUCUAGAGUCGCUGCUCAAGAAGGUACACCUUAACUUGGAAUCCGAAAGGGACAAGAGUAGGGAACUCGAACGGCGGAUCAAUGAAGAGCGUGCUCAACGAGAUGCAGUUGCCAGCCAAGAGAAGCAAGAGGUCCAGAGAGUCAUCAACGAUCUCAAUCGGGAAGCUUCUGGGGCAAAGGAUGAACUCCGAAAAGUCCGCAAGGCACUAUCGGCUCGUGACAUUGAAGCCAAAUCGUACCAGGAGCGACUGUCCGAGUUGGAGGAGAGUCUACGAAACAUCAUUGGAGACCCGAACAGCUCUAGAUCGAGCUUGAUCAGUGCAGUCACCAAGAUGCGCCGCGAAUUGGAUCAGACAACCGUUGAGCUUGAGUCUGUCCGAAGACGACUGGAUCAGACGGAAAAUCUGCUUGCUGAUCGUGACGCGUUGCUGGAGUCGACGAGCCAUGAAUGCCGAAAAUUGGCAGAUGCCUAUGAGCGUGAGAAGGCAGGCCGACGACAAGACAAGGUCGACUUUGAGAAGACCAACAAGGGUCAUAACUCGACCACGAGGGCGCUCACAUCUGCAUCCACCAGGAUUACCGAGCUAGAAGGACUUCGUCAGAAUGACAGGAAGCGGAUGGCACAGAUGGAAACCCAACUCAAAGAUCAACUGUCGGAGAGAAACCAGGUGUUGCUAAACCUCUGGAAGAGGCUAUCUGCCAUGUGUGGGCCAGAUUGGGCUCACAACAAUAGUUUGAUCAAUGGCAACCUCCCUUCUCAAGAGGUGAUUGGAAACAUGCUCUUCUGGCCAGGCUUCAGCCGGAAUUUGCUGUUGGCUGCAAAGCAGGUCGAGGGCACUCUAUCCACUUUCAAAGAAAAGAUCAAACGCGUCGAACGCGAGCUAUAUAAGGAAUACCAGGCACUGGAGCAAACCCUCGAAGUACGGACCCGGAAGCUGGAACGUAUCGAAGAGAGUUGGGAGCAGAUGAAGAUCAAGAUGUCGGAAAUGGAAAGUCGCAUAGACACCGGAGCUCGAACGCCGAAAUCCAGCAGGACUCCUGAGAUCAGCAAACUGAAGGGUGAGAAUCGGUUACUAAAGGCCGAGCUCCAGCUCCUCCAACAGCAACAGGCACAUCACAAUCUACACCACCGGCGAGACAGGAACGAGAGCCGGGCAUCUGGAUAUUCGAGUAUCAUGUCAAAUGAGGGACCCGGUCAGGUUGACGGGGCAGCGAAUGGCGGUGUUGGAGUUCCAGCCCGAUCGUCAAGCAUGAGGCGCACUCGGACUAUGGAGCUGCACCGACAUCAUUCCACCGGGAUUGUGGAGCAUCUCGCCAGCAUGGGCGGCGACGUGACCUCUUUGCGCUCUAAUUCCAUCUCUAGCCGUCACUCAGGAUAUACCCAGGGCGGCGAACGCGACCGUGGUGGCCUGAUGAUUCCGGCGGGGCCCUUCAACGCCCCAGCCGACGGAAAGUUCUCCCUGCCACCACCUCCACGAGAGGCCCCUCCUGCACCACCAAGCACCGCGUCAGGCUCGGACAUAGCGAGUAUUACCGCGGUAAGUGUGGGCGGCGGUCAGGGUCAGGAGAAAUGGAUCCAUCGCCUCCGAGAAUUGGAGAGGAGGUUGAAAGCCGAGCGGGAGGCCAGGCUCCUGGAUCGAAGUGGCGCGAGGAGAAGACUGGAAGAAAGAGACGCGGUGAAUGAAGAACUGCGACGCGAAUUGGAGCGAGAAAGGGUCAGGAAGGUCAGCGCCGACGCCGGUUUCGAUGUAGGCCAUGCGAUCUCGCCGCCUCCCCUGACAUUACCGCCGCCACCCCCUGGCGCCGACUCUGAGCACAUGCAAGAAGCGGCGUUCGGUGCGCACGGGCCAGCGCACGGUAUUGGAGGAGCGAGGAAGCGCUAG